AUGGACCGCCUUCCGAACGAGCUGCUAAUUUACCUGUGCUCCUGGAUUCCAAAGUCUGAUCUGAAGUCCUUCCGCUGUUGCAACAAAGUGCUCGCCGACGCAGGCCAAAAUGAGCUCUUCCGGGACUUCGAAUUCCGUCUGUAUCCCAGUGUGCAUAGGCUCUAUCAACUGGGUGCUCUUGCAGCCAGUCCAAUCGCUGCAAAGCUAAAGACUCUUUCUUUCGAGUCAGGAAUACUGCUAGAGUAUGCAGAUUUUCGUUACUGGCAGGCUCAGAUCUACGAGGAGAGAACGCGUCUCAAAUAUGGCACUUGGCCUGAUUCGAACUCGCAUGAGUACAAGGACUUCCACGCCGGCCUGCAAGCUCGGUUUGGACCCGGUAUGCAACAACAAUAUAACCUCUACCGCUGGCACCUCGACCAGGAAGCCGAGCUCGUUGCUAAGCAAUGCUCAUUCCAGCAGAUGUUGAGGAACAUGAAUGACCUCGCCCAACACUGCCCUUCAGUCGUGAUCAAGAUAAGUAUGGCUGAGCCGAAGGUCUCUCUGGAGGAUGUAGAAUGCUUCGAUUCGAAUUUGUAUCAACAUGAGCGCCCUGAAGAUCCGGACCCACGCCGACGAGUCUCGAACCGUCGGCAUCAUCUCCUCGAUCAUUUCACCAAUUUUUUGACAGCCGCGCAUCGAUCGAGCCUCCAUGUCCAAGACAUGGUCAUGCUGGACGUGCCUCGGCAGCUGCUCAAUGGCAAUACCACAUUUGUUGCCGAGACACUGCCUGAGAUGUUCGCCAGCCUUCGAUGCCUUGACCUAAGGAUAUCGUCGUUUCCCUGGAGUGACUGGCUUUCGCGAAGUGGCAUGGAUCCAGUAUACUUGAAUGGCAGAGAUCCCUUCGCCCAGCGCCUUCGCAAGUUGCUCGAUUGUGCGGCGAAGCUGGACAAAUUGCGUCUCGAGUUUCCACACGGCAAAGAAGCCGAGUACAGCUUCGACAUCUUUGAUCGUACCAAUCUCAAUCGCUUUCCCCGCAAGUUUCUUCCUUCGAUCCAGCACCUGAAGCUCCAUCGAUUCAGAUGUUCUUGGGAGGACCUCAAGGCAUUGCUCCAAGAAGCGUCUCAGCUACGCACGCUGACGCUCGCGAACUGUCGACUGGAGACCUGUUCUAUGAUCGACCUCAUUCAGGCUCUGCCAGCGCUGAAACUUGAGCACGUCUCUAUACUUGGUGAAUGGUCCGUCGAUGAGGAUCAAGGAGUGUGGCACUCUCACACGAUACACGAUUUUGCAAGCUGUAACGCAGCUACGAGUUACGAGGGGCCUUACCUGUCCAAUGGACUGAAGUCUCGAGUCGAUGAGUUCGUUGUUAAGGGUGGGCCGAGUUGUCCUUUGCCAAGGUGGUCGUCGUUUGAUGAGGACGUGACUCGCGCCUGGGAGCUGAUGGGCGACACGACUUGGCACUUUAUCAAAGAUGACAGGCGGUGA
Cyphellophora attinorum is the source of this 1464-nucleotide messenger RNA. RefSeq lists its product as uncharacterized. Bases 1 to 1464 code for a protein of 487 amino acids. The transcript has a single exon. The record is from RefSeq and is a predicted model, not a curated record. NCBI's taxonomy places the organism in Eukaryota, Fungi, Ascomycota, Eurotiomycetes, Chaetothyriales, Cyphellophoraceae.